CAUCGAAGAAGCCCCAUUCGAGGUGCACAAGGAGUGGCUGCUCAAGAGUGCGGUGCAUCUCAUCCUGCUUACCAUUCACCGCCCCCAGCCUGACCGUUUGUCUGAGACAUCAAUCUUCAUUCUCUUUAUCUGCGUCAAUGCUGUUGUCAUUGGCAUUGGUCUAUCAGGCUUAAGGCGCGGGGGUGAGCAGUCCCUCUACUGAAGAUGAUGAUAAAUGCUAAAUGCUUGUUUCAGAUACGCCAGCAUUCUACUAUCCCUUGGGAAUAUGUACAGCAUUCCCGCUAGCCCUUGAGAUGAUUCGGCAGACCAAAAUCCAGGCUGGACCUCUCAUGAACGCCCUGCUGCAUCGAUUAUUUCUAGGAUAUGGUUUUCUGUCCCCGACGGUAAAGCUCGGGUUGAUCUUAUGCUCGGUCGCCUACGAGGCGUCGGUGAAAGGUACAGCUGUGGUCGUGUCUAUCGACUACACGGUACUUGUGAUUGCCGGUCUGCUUUUUUGGCGCGGAAUUCGCGGUAUACCAUCUCAGGGCCCUGUAAUCUGUGAAGUUACAAUCCAUGCAUUUCUUGUUAUCGUAACGGCAGGGUUUGCCGCAGGCGGACUCGUCCACGACUGGCCCCUCUGGAUUGAAGCGAUGUUGAUCAUCACUAUUGGUGCCUAUAUGGCUCGAAAUAUUUCCACUCGGUCUGGCGAACCGGGGAACACAGUGCCGUUACCGAACUCCCCAGACGACACAUCCAAUCUAGGCCAGCUCAGCCCCCACCAAGAAAAUCGUUCUGCUCGCCUCCCUUUCAUUCUAAGCCGCGAUAGGGCCAUGGUGAUAAAGAGCGUAAUGGGUUUUGGCACCGGGGCCACAUCAAUGACCAAGGAAAGCUAUACACAACUAGACGAGGUUCGGACGGCUCGCCAUGGAUCAGCACAUCCGAAAAUUAGGGCGGUGGUCUCAAUUUACUAUCCGGACCAGCCGACCUUGGAGACGGGCAUAUUUACUGUAUUAUGCGAGGGGUCUGAGGGGGACUAUCGGCGGGACCUGCGAUAUAAUGAAUUGACUGCUUGUAGCGACGGGGAAGCUGCGCUUCAAUCGUACCGGCUAGGUUUCAUUUCCAUUCUUGCCUUCAUCCUUGCUGUGGAAAGGCAUACUGGGAAACUUGUCGGCUGGAUGCUUCUACUUCACAAAAUAGGCGAACCCUUGAGUACACAAACAGUUACUUUAGGCACGGCAGCAAGCAAAGUGAUUCUGGUUUUUAGAGAGAUGGAUUUGACCUCGGACCUGCAAUUACGGAAAAGAGCAAGCACCCAAGCGAUGCGAGAAAAUGCAGAACCCAAUAAAAGAACCGACAGAUCUCAGGAUCAAGAUGACGACCAAACCACGGCCCAUGAUCUAUUAAACAAAAUACGGGGAAAAACCCAAACCAAGGAAGGAUAUGUUCAAAAAACAGUUCGCCAACGUCUGAGACUCUACUGCUGCAGAUUCCCGGCGAUCUGUCUUAGCCAAGCUAUCGACAGUGAUGGGGAUGCGCUCUGUAUGUUGCCUGACUCUAAACUGAAGCAGAAACUGGAGAGAGGCAACAAAACGGGAGACCUGGCUAUAAGAAUAGCCAUGUUCGUCCACACUCAUCUAGCAAAAUACAAUACGUUAUCCACGGGAGCCUCACAGGGCCACGAAGAAGAGUACCAAGGCUUCCACAAAGAGCAUAGCAUAUCAUCAGCUUCAAGUUGCCUUUCCAUCAUGGAAUCUCUUGAUAGCGCGUUACCCCAAGCGAGACAGGAUAUUGAACAAAAUAAUACCGACCUGGAUGAUCUCUAUCGCGCGUUACUCCAAACGAGAUGGGAUAUUGAAGCCACCUUGGAAGAACCUCUUCGACACCUUAGCGACGCCGAGACAAUUGGUGAUAUACGAAAAUAUCUGAAAGAAUUUUCCAUAGCAUUCCGCAAGCUUUCUUCGUUGUUUGAAAGGCUGCCCGGUUUUACGUCGUGCGCUUUGGGUAUGGAUGUAGCAACAGGGAAAUCGGAUGGGCUUAGAUGGCAUAUAACCGCUCUCUGGGAAGACUAUGGACAUAUACAGCAGAUCAUGUAUACGUGCUCAUUAUGUCAUCAAUUGCAAGAUGCUAAGCUUCGUCAAGGGGUAGAGAACCUAAAGGAAAAGAUGCUUGAUUUACAAGUUGUUUGUGAAGAAAGGAAGGAGCAACUGGAGGCAGACCUGUUGGAGGAAGACCUGUUCCAUAGUGCAUAUUAA
This is a messenger RNA of Blastomyces dermatitidis ER-3, 2231 nucleotides long. RefSeq lists its product as uncharacterized. Lineage: Eukaryota; Fungi; Ascomycota; Eurotiomycetes; Onygenales; Ajellomycetaceae. Bases 222 to 2231 code for a protein of 669 amino acids. The transcript has 12 exons. The record is from RefSeq and is a predicted model, not a curated record.